This is a messenger RNA of Leptosomus discolor (cuckoo roller), 1350 nucleotides long. Lineage: Eukaryota; Metazoa; Chordata; Aves; Leptosomiformes; Leptosomidae. The record is from RefSeq and is a predicted model, not a curated record.
GUAUACUUCAAACUGUCUUGCUCUGGUUACGUGCAUGAAUGAUGAGCAUAAAUUAUCUUUCCUGAAGAAGAUAUUUAAUCCUGAGGAGCUAAUACAUUUCAGGCUGAAGCUACUAGAAGAAUCUCAGCUGCAGAAUGUGGAACAAGCCCUUGUUUUGGCCAAUCCGGACUCCUCAUUUUGGCAAAAUGAAAAAGAACUGCAAUAUACGCAAGGACAUAUUGUAUCGGGCGACCUCUCUGCAAAUGUAGUGGCUGUAUGUGGUAUUGUGCUGCCUAGACUGCAGCUUGUUUCUGAAGAGCAGGAAAAUAUCACCAGCCGUUUUGUUUUGGUUGAAUCUGCCUUCACAAAUCUUCAAAACCUUGCUAUUGCUGUAGCGUAUCAGAGUCCUGCUUUAUUAGAAGGACCAAUAGGAUGUGGCAAAACUUCUUUAAUUGAAUAUUUAGCAGCUGUUACGGGAAGAACAAAGCCUCCUCAUAUUUUGAAAGUCCAGCUUGGGGAUCAAACGGAUAGUAAGACGCUGCUUGGUAUGUAUCGUUGUACAGAUGUACCGGGGGAGUUUGUAUGGCAACCUGGAACCUUGACACAAGCUGUUACCAAAGGUCAUUGGAUCCUUCUGGAGGAUAUUGAUUAUGCUCCUCUGGAUGUGAUCUCCGUGCUGAUUCCCCUUUUGGAAAAAGGAGAGUUGCUGAUUCCUGGUCGUGGUGACUGUUUAAAAGUAGCGUCAGGAUUCCAGUUUUUUGCAACCAGGAGGAUAUUCAGUUGUGGCGGAGGUUGGUACAGGCAGCAAAGCGGCCACGCUGCUCUUUUGGACAAAUACUGGACCAAAAUACAUCUGGAUAACAUGAGCAAAGGAGAACUCAAGGAGGUUCUUCAAAGGAGAUACCCCAACCUUGCUCUUGUAACUGAUCACUUGCUAGACAUUUACAUUCAUCUUACGGGAGACAAGUAUCAGGCAUCAGAAAGCAGUGCUUCUGGCUCCAGGCACAUACCAGAAGAUUCAUCAGAAUCAAGAUCAGAAAAUAAGAAACCAAACCUGGAAGGACGAGAACUCUCUCUAAGAGACUUGCUGAACUGGUGCAGCAGGAUUGCUUACAACUUUGACAGUAGUUCUUCAACCACAGCAGUGAAUAUUUUUCAGGAGGCGUUGGACUGUUUCACAGCUAUGCUGUCAAACCAAGGGAGCAGACAGAAAAUGGCAAAAGUUAUUGGAAGUAAACUAAACAUUUCCAAGAAAAAGGUCGAGUUCUUUUGUGAACUCUAUAAACCGGAAAUUCUAACACGGGAAGAAGAAGUCUCUGUUGGAAGAGUGCGUCUCAUGAAGAAACAAACCCAGGCUCUCACUGUACAAAG